UGUGUGAGAAGUGUGUUGUGAAAGAGAGCAGUGUGUGUGAGUGUGUGUGUCAGCCAGAGAGAGAGAGAGAAAGUCGGAGAGAUGAGUUCCUCUCCACCCACAUCCAUCCGUGUCCAAUGCGAGGGGGAGGUGAAACAGUUGAGAGCUUACUGUGCUAUUAACUGGCAUCAUUUAGUUGCCUCAGUCUGGAGAAGAGACUAGUGAAGACUGCUCUCCCGUCAGAAUUCCACCCAGUUGGAGCAACAAUGACUUCACAUGUGAAACUCCGUAAGGAACGGGUCGGUGUGAUAGACUACGACACUCAAAUCAAAGAGGUGCGCUGUCAGCUUGUGGACCAACUCAAGGUGUUAGAUGUGCAGCUUGAGCAGAAGAGCCAGCAGCUGCAGGACCUGUCAGACUACUUGCGGCGGCGGGGGGAGAUUGAAAGCGAGUAUGCCCGCUCCCUAGAAAAACUCACUGAAAGGUUCACGUCUAGGAUCAAGAGGAAGGAUCCCAGCAGUCACUCAGUGGCCCAGGUCUGGCUGGCUCUGCUGUCCCAGACCCGCCAGGAAAGUAGGGACCACAAUGCACUGAGUGAGCGCUGCAGCAGCUUCCUCACCCAGCCCCUCACACACUGCCUGGAGUACACACAGCGCCUUGCCAAGAAGAGUAAAGACGUCUGUAAUCAGCUGCAAGAUGGACUACUCAAGGUCACCACUGAGCUACAGACCGCAUGGCGGACAUACUACCAGUACCACUCAGAAUAUUUGUGCGCAGAUGGAAAGCUGAAGGAGGCAGAGAAACAGGAGGAGAAGCAGAAGCAGAGUGCUAAUAAAAAGCUGGAGAGGUUGAUAGAAAAAAGACAAGGAAAGGUCAAAGAGAUCAACCUAAAGUGCAGCAAAGCUCGAAACGAUUACCUCCUAAACUUGGCUGCAGCCAAUGCCUCCAUGAAUAAGUACUACCUCCAGGACAUCUCUACUCUCAUAGAUUGUGCAGAUAUAGGGUACCACCUUUCUGUAGGCCGAGUGAUGAAGGCCUACCUGUCCGGUCGGUGCCAGACCCAGCAGAAUCUGAGCUCGGGUCUGCAGCAGCUUCAAGGCACCGUGUCCGGACUGGACCAGAGUCAGGACAGAGACCUCCUCCUGCAGGAUCACUACAGCACCUUCUGUUUGCCGCUCCGCUUCCCCUAUCAACCCCAUGACGGAGACCAGGUGUCCGAGGUGAGUGCAGAGGGUGAGAUGAGAUGUGAGUUGGAGACCCGAUUCAAACAGAUACAAACCCGACUGAAGUCUGUUUCCCAGGAAACAGAGGAGGCCAGUAAGAACAUGUUGGCGGCUCAGUCCUCCCUGCUGGAGAAUAUCGGGGACGAUGAUCUGGAGCCCUCGUCUCAGGAGGGCAGCACUGAGAACCUGACAGUGAAGCCCAGUGUGGCCCGCCGCAGGGCCAGCAUGCAGGAGAUGGAAACCAUCUACUUCACUAGAGUAAAGGAGCACCUCACAGGCAGUUCCCUGAUAUCUAAACUGCAAGCAAAACAUGACCAGCUAAAAGAGGCUGUGGACAAAGCAGAACUGUCAAGUGGAAAUCAGCCUAGACCCAAUGGGAAGUCUAUGCGUGUCAGAAGGAAUCACUCGUGUGCCAAUUUGUUGCACAACCAAAAACUUUUCAGUGGAGACAUGAUGUCCUUCAUACAGGCAUCAGGACAACAGAUUCCAAUUGUUGUGGAAAGUUGCAUUUGCUAUAUCAACCUCAAUGGUCUCCAGCAUGAAGGGAUAUUCAGAGUGCCGGGCUCUCAGACCGAGGUCAACAACCUGAGGGAUGCAUUUGAGCGAGGAGAGGACCCCUUGGCUGAGCGGAGAUAUGAACUGGACUCUGUGGCUGGAGUGCUGAAACUCUACUUCAGAAGUCUGGAGAAUCCCCUCUUCCCCAUCGACAGCACCAGCCAACUCCUGGAGCAUGCCCAAAUUAGGAACGAGGCAGAGAGGGCAGCGCAGCUCAAAAUGGUAAUCUUUUCCUACCCUGAGCGCGUCAUCGUCGUCAUGAGAUACCUCUUUGCAUUCCUUCAUCAUGUGUCUCAGUACAGUGACGAGAACAUGAUGCAGCCCUACAACCUGGCUGUGUGUUUUGGCCCCAGCCUGGUAAGGGGGGCUCAGGACGAGGACGUUGUCGCCCUGCAGCCUCAGAUCAACGCUGUGGUGAAGGACAUCAUCCUCCAGCACGAAAGCAUCUUCCCCAACCAGAGCGAAGUUGAAGGACCGAUGUACGAGAAAUGCAUGACGCUUGAACUGGAUGACUGUGAGCCAAUCAUUGAAGAAGGAGAUGUCGAAGCAGAGUACACCCAUAGCAAAGAUGAGUUUGAAGCAGGAUCCUUGGCUGACAACAGCCCAGGUUCAUCUGCAGCAACACAUAGAAAAGCAGAACGUCCUCGAGCUAACAGCAGCGGGUCAAUCGACAAAAGUAAGGUGACAACUGGAGGCGGCAUCACUUCAGGUGGAAAGGUAAUGCUCCAGAUUCCCAUUGGGCCACAGAGCAAGCAACGGCGAGGCCAAUCUCCUGGCUAUGUGCGAAGAGUAUUACAGGAACACUCGUCUUCUGAGGAUAUUGUCAUUAAAGUAGACAAGGAGGUCUGUCGCCAGAUGGACACUGUCUUCAUGGAACUUCUCUCGCGGCAAACACUGCAGGAUCCCUCCUCCUCCGCCGCCUCCUCUCCCUCUGCCCAAGGUCCCCAAAGGAAAGGGAAGAAGGAUGGACGCGGAGGGAGAGGAACAGGGCUCUUCAGAGCCGCAGAGCCCAUGGACUGAGAGGACUGGCAUUAGAAGAUGGUGUUUGGUUAUGUGCUCUGGCAGUUGCUUUCAGCACAUCUAGUUCUAGAAAAUGAAGACCACUGAAACCCCUGACCCAGUUGUACUUUUCUGAGGUCUUUUAUAAUUGGCCUUGGCUUAUUUCCACAGGGUCGCUCCCCAAUCAAACCCUUUUUUAUUGUUGUUUCUAAUGGCAGAACCCUGCCUUGACUGUAGGCCUGCAGUACAAUGUGGAUAUUGUGGAUUACUUGAAAAACACAGGUGUGUUUGUAUAUCUGUGUUGGUGUUUAUAUUCAAUUUAUUAAUUUCCAGUUUACAAGUCAUAUUCUCUACUGUUCAGUCUGCAAACGCACAUCUAUAUAAAAGUACACAUACAUUCUUCAUCCAAUGUUUUUUUUUAUGAGAAAAGGGGUUGAGGUGGGAGAAACUGUGAACAGGCUACUGUAGCUGUAAAGAAUGUAUAUAUGAAUGGUUUGUAACUUGUUUCAAACUUGAUUUUGCUUGUAAACCAGGCUACAUGCCCAAUAAAUAUUUUGUCUAUUCUGA
Molecule: messenger RNA, 3323 nt
Organism: Notothenia coriiceps (black rockcod)
Lineage: Eukaryota; Metazoa; Chordata; Actinopteri; Perciformes; Nototheniidae
Product: rho GTPase-activating protein 4-like
Exons: 22
Coding region: 246-2777 (843 amino acids)
Biological process (GO): signal transduction
Source: RefSeq, a predicted model, not a curated record